CUGAGCCCCGCUCCGAGCCCAGCCCGCCCGGAACCUGUGCCCUGAGCUCCUGCCCACGCCGCCCCGCCAUGCUGUGGCUGCUGCUCCUCAUCCUUCCCUGCCUGGGGGGCUCCGCACCCGGGACCCCCGGCCCAGAGCGGCCGGGCAUCGUCGGGGGCUGCCCCGUGGCGGCCAGGAGCUUCCCGUGGCAGGUGAGCCUGCGGUUCUACAGCAUGUGGCAGCACCGGUGGCAGCACCUGUGCGGGGGCUCGCUUGUCCACCCGCGGUGGGUGCUGACCGCCGCCCACUGCCUGGACCCGCAGGAGCUGGGGGCCUGCGCGUUCCGGGUGCAGGCGGGCGGGCUGAGGCUGUACGCGCCCGGCGAGGAGCUGAGCAGGGUGGUCCAGAUCAUCAGGCACCCCGAGUACAACAGCAGCCUGGGGGCGGCCGGGGGCGCCGACAUCGCGCUGCUGAGACUGGAGGCCGACGUGCCGCGGGGUCGCGGGGUCCCCGUCUUCCUCCCCGCGGCCAGCCUGAACAUCCCCGCCAGGAAGAUCUGCUGGGUGACCGGCUGGGGCGACCUCGGCUACCACAGGCCGCUGCCGCCCCCCUACCACCUGCGGGAGGUGGCCGUGUCCGUGGUGGGAAACGGGGAGUGUGACCAGAGGUACGGCAACUCCUCCCGACACCGCCCGGCCAUCAGGGACGACAUGCUGUGUGCUGGGGACAAGGGCCAGAACUCCUGCCAGAACUGUGCGGCGGUGGCCGAGCCGCAGGGGAGGGAAGCUGGCCGCAGCGCGGGCGUCUCUGGCUGCAGUAUGGGGGUCUGUGGGCGCAGUGCUGGGCUCUCUGCUUCGGGGGACGUGCCACGCAGCCGUGUCAGCCUGCCCAGCCCUGAACCAAGCGGCCGUUCCGAGUCUAAAGGGUCCAAGGCCGAUUCCCAGGCCGGGGUGCCUUGCGGCUUCUCCAGAGCCCCCUCUGCUGGCCCUGAGGUUCCAGGCUGCCUGGAUGUGGGGCCCCGCCCGCCCUCCUGGUCAGCAGGGCAGGCGGACGCCGAACGUGUCCCCCGUCACCCUCUCGGGGCACAAGGACCCCCACUGCCUUUCCCCACCCCGGCGGCUCCUGGGGAUGCCCCUCCAGCCGCUCCUGGCAGCUUCUCCCAAGGGCCCCUCCUGGCCCAGGCCCUGAGACCCCGCGGGGCCCUCACGCGGUCAGGACGCCGCUAA
Dipodomys ordii (Ord's kangaroo rat) is the source of this 1205-nucleotide messenger RNA. RefSeq names its product mastin-like. Gene Ontology annotation, molecular function: serine-type endopeptidase activity. The transcript has 6 exons. The coding region runs from base 69 to 1205 and encodes 378 amino acids. Lineage: Eukaryota; Metazoa; Chordata; Mammalia; Rodentia; Heteromyidae. The record is from RefSeq and is a predicted model, not a curated record. Gene Ontology annotation, biological process: proteolysis.